CCAAAACCUCAAAUCCCACCACCACAAAAUACCCCCCACCCACCGCCACAAUGGGUAAAUCCUCCAAAGACAAGCGCGAUGCCUACUACCGUCUCGCCAAGGAACAAAACUGGCGCGCCCGUUCUGCCUUCAAACUGAUCCAAAUCGACGAGCAAUUCGAUCUAUUCGAGCACGAGAACCCAGACAAAGUCACCCGAGUCGUCGAUCUCUGCGCCGCCCCGGGCAGCUGGAGUCAAGUGCUGAGUCGCGUUCUGAUCAAGGGCGAGAGUUUCGGUCGUCGCGCCUGGGUCGAGAAGAAGCGCAAGGAAAAGGAAGCCCUCGAACGAGUCCGCAAUGGCUCAAGCACCACAACCACCUCAUCAGAAGACACCGACAUGACCGAACUGAAACCCCGCAAGAACGUAAAAAUCGUCUCCAUCGACCUCCAACCCAUGGCGCCCCUCGAAGGCAUCACCACCCUCAAAGCAGACAUCACCCACCCAUCUACCAUCCCCCUCCUCCUGCGCGCCUUGGACCCUGAAGCCUACGACUCCACCUCCACCUCUUCCACCCCCUCCGCCAUUCGUCCCCCUCACCCUGUCGACCUGGUCAUUUCCGACGGCGCCCCGGACGUAACCGGCCUGCACGACCUCGACAUCUACAUCCAAUCGCAAUUACUCUACUCUGCACUCAACCUCGCCCUGGGCGUCCUCCGCCCCGGCGGCAAAUUCGUCGCCAAGAUCUUCCGCGGCCGCGACGUCGAUCUCCUCUACGCGCAACUCCGCACCGUGUUCGAGAAAGUCAGCGUCGCGAAGCCGCGGAGUAGUCGCGCUAGUAGUCUGGAGGCGUUCGUCGUGUGCGAGGGAUUCAUCCCGCCUUCCAUCCACGCUGGCACGGACGCGCUGAAGAACCCUAUCUUCGGAGGCGUGGCUGUCCCGCCUCCUGUGUCAGCGGACGGAAACGUCGGAGUGGAGGUUGUCGAGAGCGAGGACGACGAGGCACGCCCCGUCAAGCUGGCCCGCUUUGCUCCGGCCGAGGCGACUCUAGGCGCUGCUUCAGCGGAGUCUAGCCAGACGGAGGCGCGGCUGCUUCACGAUGACUCGUUGGCGUCGGUGACACCUACGCCGUUGGCGUAUAAGUCUGCGGGUGAGAAGUUCGCUGUCGGGAACAGGUGGAUUCCUAGGUUCAUUGCGUGCGGUGAUCUCUCGGCUUGGGAUUCGGACGCCUCGUACACGCUGCCGCCGGAUCAUGUCAGUUUGGAUCCGGUGCAGCCCCCUACUGCACCGCCUUAUCGGCGGGCGUUGGAGUUGAGGAAGGAGAAGGGUGGUGCGUAUGGAAAGACGAAGUUGGGUAGUUUGGGACGGGCUUGAAAUUAGAAGUGGAUAUUAAUGCGGCCGCUUCUAACGAUAUCUUCUUGUUUAUAGUUAUGGUUACGAAUUUUUCCUUUUCCGUUUUGGCGGGGUAAAAAAAAAGUUGGAUGUGCUUAGACUACUACUUGGCUGCUAGAUGGACAAGGGCGGAUGGAUAUAGCAGAUACCCAUAGAUCUAAAAUCUACGAUAGAUGAUUAUUAUGAGAAGA
This is a messenger RNA of Aspergillus neoniger CBS 115656, 1558 nucleotides long. Its product is annotated as tRNA methyltransferase TRM7. The transcript has a single exon. Bases 51 to 1349 code for a protein of 432 amino acids. Lineage: Eukaryota; Fungi; Ascomycota; Eurotiomycetes; Eurotiales; Aspergillaceae. Gene Ontology annotation, biological process: cytoplasmic translation; tRNA methylation. Gene Ontology annotation, cellular component: cytoplasm. The record is from RefSeq and is a predicted model, not a curated record. Gene Ontology annotation, molecular function: tRNA methyltransferase activity.